CUUUCCCAUUUCCUUCAGCAGAGGCCAUGGCGAAUAACCUCUCUCUCCUUCUCCCUCUCCUCCUCUUCUCCUGUCUCCUCGUCUCCAGCGCUCUCGCCGCGUCUCCUUCCCUCCCCGACGAUCUCCGCCUCCCCUCCUCCGUCGAUUUCCCCCUCACCCACGCGGAGAAGCUCAUCCGAGCGCUCAAUCUCUUCCCCAAGGACGCCUCCCCGGAGCUCGACGCCUCCGCCCCCGAUCAUGGCGACAAGAGGAUCGUGGAGAGGAGCUUUGCGUUCCCAACUCUCUCCGAUGGGGUCUCCGUCGACGACCUCGGCCACCACGCCGGUUACUAUCGCCUCCCCAACACCCAUGGUGCGAGGAUGUUCUACUUCUUCUUUGAAUCACGGCACAGCAAGAAGGAUCCUGUUGUUAUAUGGUUGACGGGAGGGCCCGGAUGCAGCAGUGAAUUGGCUCUCUUUUACGAGAAUGGGCCUUUCCAUAUUGCGGAUAACAUGUCGCUUGUUUGGAAUAACUUCGGUUGGGAUCAGGCAUCAAACCUUAUCUAUGUUGAUCAGCCGACCGGAACUGGUUUCAGCUACAGUUCAGAUAGGCGUGAUAUUCGUCACAAUGAAAAUGGCGUUAGUAAUGACCUCUAUGACUUUUUGCAGGCCUUCUUUUCUGAACACCCUGAAUAUGCUGACAAUGACUUUUACAUAACUGGAGAAUCAUAUGCUGGGCAUUAUAUUCCUGCUUUUGCAAGUCGAGUACACCAAGGAAACAAAGCCAACGAGGGCAUUCACAUUAAUCUCAAGGGCUUUGCUAUCGGUAAUGGGCUUACUGAUCCAGAAAUCCAAUACAAAGCAUAUACAGAUUAUGCACUGGAUAUGGGGAUAAUCAGUACAUCUGACUACAAAAGAAUAAAUAAGUACUAUCCACCAUGCCAACUAGCCAUCAAACUUUGUGGUACCUCAGGGACUAUAAGUUGCUUGGCUUCGUAUUUGGUUUGCAAUACUAUAUUCAAUUCCAUCAUGAGGAUAGCUGGAACAACAAAUUACUAUGACAUUAGGAAGCCAUGCGUAGGAGACCUCUGUUACGACUUCUCCAAUAUGGAAAAGUUCCUCAACUUGAAAUCAGUUAGAGAGACCCUUGGAGUUGGAAACAUAGACUUUGUUUCAUGCAGUCCUACCGUGUACCAGGCAUUGCUCACAGACUGGAUGAGGAAUCUUGAAGUAGGAAUCCCUGCUCUUCUUGAGGAUGGCAUCAACAUGCUAAUCUACGCUGGAGAAUAUGAUCUUAUUUGCAACUGGCUAGGGAAUUCGAGAUGGGUCCACUCCAUGGAGUGGUCUGGGCAGAAAGAUUUUGUCUCCUCAUCUGAAGUACCGUUUAUGGUGGACGGAGUAGAAGCUGGAGUGUUGAAAAGCCACGGACCACUUAGUUUCUUGAAGGUUCACGACGCAGGGCACAUGGUUCCUAUGGAUCAACCUAAUGCUGCGUUAGAGAUGCUGAAGAGGUGGACUCAGGGAAAGCUCGCUGAAAUCCCUUCUGAAUUAGGGCGUGCUGAUCAUUAAAUCUAAUUACACGUUAAGUCUGAUACCGUUAUCUUGCUUCAUGACUCACGUCUCAGUAGCAGCUUCUGUAGUUUGAAUAUCUGCUUAUUUAAUAACUGUUUGAUUGAUGAGACAUACUUGUGCUAAUGUGUUUUGUCAUACGAAUGGCUCUGUUCGCAUAAAGGCGGUGAUUAAGAUAAAUGCUUCAAAACCAAAGACCUUCUAACUGGGUGGUUGAUCUGUGGAUCUUGUUUGGCUUCUUACUUAGCAAAUAUGUACACGAGUCUUUCAGUCUAUAAAAUCGAGUUAACUUUUUUUAGUAGUUUA
Ananas comosus (pineapple) is the source of this 1853-nucleotide messenger RNA. RefSeq names its product serine carboxypeptidase-like. Lineage: Eukaryota; Viridiplantae; Streptophyta; Magnoliopsida; Poales; Bromeliaceae. Gene Ontology annotation, molecular function: serine-type carboxypeptidase activity. Gene Ontology annotation, biological process: proteolysis. The transcript is spliced from 9 exons. The coding region runs from base 27 to 1547 and encodes 506 amino acids. Gene Ontology annotation, cellular component: vacuole. The record is from RefSeq and is a predicted model, not a curated record.